Messenger RNA from Acytostelium subglobosum LB1, 2328 nucleotides. RefSeq lists its product as hypothetical. The transcript has 2 exons. The record is from RefSeq and is a predicted model, not a curated record. NCBI's taxonomy places the organism in Eukaryota, Evosea, Eumycetozoa, Acytosteliales, Acytosteliaceae. Bases 1 to 2328 code for a protein of 775 amino acids.
AUGUGGUUUGGACAUAACAAACUGCGGCCUCUAGCACUCUAUGACACGGACUACAUGGGGCACGAACCUCGACCCAUCCGAACAAAGCUCAUCGAGCGAUAUAAAGAUCAUCAAUCAAAGUCGACCGACAUUGCCGACGUUGAUCUGAUCGACCGCGUCGAGUUGGCAACGAUGCCGCGCUACCUCAACAUGCAGUUCAACCCAGUCAACUUCUACUACUGCUACGCACGUGAUGGCAUUCUGCUGCAGGUGGUCGUCGAGAUCAACAAUACAUUUGGCGAGACUCAUUUGUACUUCCCUCAGGUGACGUCGCGGCCACAGGGCGUUGUUGGCGCGAAUGGUGACGGCGGCGAGAAGGACAGCCACUUUGAGCGUGGAGUCAAUCGAGAGCGAUACCUCCAGUUCGCUGUGCAGGACAAGGACUUCCACGUCAGCCCAUUCAACUCGCUGGAUGGCUCGUACACGUUCUGCUUCUCCGACCCGCGCGCAUGCUUUGACAUUCGAAUCAUCUUGCUCUCAAAGUUGGACUCUACCUGCUUGGACGGCAAGAACUCGCCAAACUCGCUCACAUGCUCAGAGACAAACAUGAUACUGUCCACGCGUCUUUGGUCGCCCCACGCCUCACUUUCACUCAGCAACGCCAACCUCUUUAGGUUGGUGACCGGAUACCCAGUCACAACGCUGCUUACAUUGCCGCGAAUCAUGUACGAGGCUGGACGACUGCACUAUCGCAAGCGACUACAAGUUUAUGCCAAGCCCAACCCACCAACCAACAACACACCGAUCAUAAUCGAAUGCUCGCCGGCACAGCGCUUCAGCCAGAGGUGGCUGUUUGAGUACCUUGCCACGUUCCCCAAGGGCGUGUUUGUGUUUCACAACCUGGACGGAACGUCCACCACCAUUGACUGCAGCGGCAACCUCGAGAUGGCCAAGGUGCCCGUGCCAGAGAACCUCUACUCCGACUCAACCAAGCCCAUCACUCUACACAUCAAGUCUUUUGAGUUCUACUCAAAGCUCUAUCUCUUCCACACCAGGCAUCCGGGACUGAGUGCCAAGGCACUAGGCAUGGCAUUCAUGGCUGAUGAAUUCACUUGCGAUGAUCUGCCAUCAUUCCUGGCACUUGUUUGCGAUCUUACAGUUUCGAGUCGCGCGCACAAGUCCAACCCUGUGUCAAGUCAACAACAAACGGAUGACCAAUGGGGAUGGAUACAUCACAUGAUCAAUCCAAAUGUCAUGAGCAAGUACUUCUUGGAUCAAGGCUCAAUGAUGACUCAUUGUGGACACUUAGAGACAAUAACAAAGGAGAAGCAAGAGGGUGCUAGCGAGGACAGAGAUAUCUUUAAUUGUAAAUUGGAAGAUGAUAACAUUGACACAUUAUAUAUCAAUAGUCUCAAUCAAUUGGUUGUGGACAAGCUCAAUUUGUACAAGGACGAUCACUUGCUGGAGUUGGAGCCAGGUUGGGGAUCAUUCACAUUAUACGCAGCCAAGAAUAUUGGAUGCAAGAUAACUGCAAUCACUCGACAUGAUCAUCAUCAUCGACAUCUCUUGGCAAUGAUCCAAAAGGAGGGGCCACACUUGGAGGAGUUGGUCACUGUGGUACUUGUGUCCAACAAUGAUGUCGAGUACAAGACACCGGCGAGUGUCGUCUACGACAAGAUCUUGUCACUGGAGGGCGAGUUCCAUCAGAGCAUGACAAGCCAGAUGCUUCUGGAAAUGUGCAAACAAAGAGUUAGACCUGGAGGCCUGAUCUUCCUUCAGGCUAUCACUGGACCCUACCAUCCUUAUCAACAAGGAGACAUCAAACCGACCAAACCACUCAGUUGGCAUCAAUUGUACGCGUUGAUGCGUGUGCACCUUGAAAGCCGUAUUUGGGGCGCCCUGGCCACAUUCGCUCACAACCCAUUCCUGUUGGAAGCUCGAUACCAAGCACUGUUGGGCACACUUGGCCAAAGAGGAUUCGUCAAUGGACACUCCUCGACAAAGGCACCAUCUUCACCCGAUCACAGCGACAUACCAAAUCUGUCCAAGGACGCCGUGGACCUGUUGACAUCGCGCUACGCUUACGAAUUACAACUGUUAGAGAUGGAGAAUGUAGGCGAUCACUAUCCACCAUUGUUUGACUACUGGCAACGUAGACUGGCAUCCAACAAAUCAAAGCUGAUCACUGAUAUGCAGCAAGAGGCAAUGUCCAAAGGAUGUCUGCUCAAGAUGAAUGAGGCAGAUCUUGGCGAAAUACCUCGAGCCAUUCAGUUCCAUCAUCACUACCUCACUGCCUGUUUCAAGUCCGUGUGGUCAGUAACCAGAUUGCUUGUUUCCAAGUUCGAAUAA